Molecule: messenger RNA, 657 nt
Organism: Entamoeba nuttalli P19
Lineage: Eukaryota; Evosea; Mastigamoebida; Endamoebidae
Exons: 1
Coding region: 1-657 (218 amino acids)
Source: RefSeq, a predicted model, not a curated record
AUGAAGAAAUCAGUAGGUGGACAUUGUUUCAAAAGAAAUAAGAAAGAAAAUCGACCAUAUUAUUAUUACCAAGAAGGAAAUGAAGUUGGGAUUAUAGUAGGAUUACUUAAUGUAAAUGGAUAUGAUGUAAUUUUGAAAUGGAAAGGAGUUAGUGAUGGAAAGUCAUAUUGUUUUGAUGAUUUUGAAGAGAUACGAGGAAUGCACCAAAUACGACAAAAGGAUAUUUUAGAGGUAUACAAAAAGAAAUUAAAAGAGAUACAUAACACAAUGGAUGAAUCUGAAAUAAAGAAAAGAGUGAGUUAUCUGAUGAUGAAGAUGAUUUGUGAAUGGGUUAAUGAAGAAAUGAGAAAUGAACUCCAUAUUACAUUGAAACAAUCAAGACUCUUUGGGAUUAAAUCAAUUGAAAUUAAUAAAACCGCAAUUGAAAAUGAACUGACAAGGGCAUUCGGAAUAGCAAUAAGAAAAUUGUUAUCAAAACAUAUCAUUUCAGAAGCAAUUCAAUAUAAAGAUGGAGAUAAUUUAAGUCCUUCACAUUUAAUUAAGAAGUAUAAUCCACAGAUAAUGAAAUUAUUUAAACAAAUAAAAGAAAGAACGUUAAUUAAUAUUAAUGAGAAUGAAGAAGAUAAUUCAGACACAGUGAUUGAUGAUAGAAAUUAA